This is a messenger RNA of Carassius carassius (crucian carp), 733 nucleotides long. RefSeq names its product microfibril-associated glycoprotein 4-like. The transcript has 4 exons. Bases 7 to 723 code for a protein of 238 amino acids. Gene Ontology annotation, biological process: elastic fiber assembly. NCBI's taxonomy places the organism in Eukaryota, Metazoa, Chordata, Actinopteri, Cypriniformes, Cyprinidae. The record is from RefSeq and is a predicted model, not a curated record.
UAGAUAAUGGUGUUUUUAGUGGCUCUUCUUCCGGCUGUACUGGGCAGUGACUGUAAAUUCAUGCCAUUCGACUGUUCUGACAUUUUUAACUCGGGACAAAAAAUCAGUGGGAUUUAUCCCAUCUAUCCAGCAGGCGACGCUCCUCUCUGGGUUUACUGUGAGAUGAUCUCAGAUGGGAAAGUUGAAGACAAUGGAGGAUGGACGGUGAUUCAGAGGAGAAUGGAUGGCAGUGUGAAUUUCUAUCGGCCGUGGGAUCAGUACAAGAGAGGAUUUGGGAAUGUGGAAAGUGAAUACUGGCUGGGGCUGGAGAACAUGUACCAGCUGACACGCAACAGGAGGUACACGCUGAGAGUAGAUCUGGAGGACUUUGAAGGAAACACUGUUUUUGCAGUGUACUCAUCUUUCUCUGUGGGUCCUGAAGCUGAUGGGUAUCGACUGCAUGUUUCAGGAUUCAUAGAUGGCGGAGCAGGUGAAUCUUUGUUGUACCAUGACGGAGAGAAGUUCUCCACCUUUGACAAGGACCAAGAUUCCUAUGAACAUAACUGUGCCGGUCUGCAUCUCGGCGCAUUUUGGUACAAAAACUGUCAUGGUACAAACCCCAACGGUGUGUAUUUAUGGGGAAAAGAUCCAAACUUUUUUGCCAUUGGAGAUGUUUGGCAAAGUUGGAAGGGGCUUGAUGUGGGUCUGAAAUCCAUCCGCAUGAAGAUCAAACGUGUGUUUUAGAAACAUCAGU